UAUACAUGGGUUUUAAUUCAAUACGAUCAUCGAAAACGCCUGUUGUAACGGCAAGCCAUCCAUCAAUAAUAUGUUUUAUUCAAAAUCAUCAAAUUCAUCAUCAUCACCAUUGUCAUACACGAACAUUAUCAUCAUCGACGACGACGACAACAACAACAACAGUGGGCAAGAAUUCGAUUCGUGAUAAAUUGGAUCUAACAUUUAGCGAUACUGAACAGGCAUAUCGUAGUAAAACAACAUUCGAAUUAAUACGUGCUAUUGCCAUUCUUUAUGUCAGUUCAUUCGAUACAUUAGUCUUUAAUCAUGAUAUGUUAUUAAAAUGGUCAAGACGUUUAAUGGGCGAACGUCUAUUUCAUUAUCUAAUGCGUUCAACAUUUUAUGGCCAAUUUGUUGCCGGCAAAGAUCAAGAUGAUAUGAAACCUGUAUUAGAUCAUUUACGAUCAUUUGGUGUUAAAUCCAUUCUUGAUUAUUCGGCUGAAGAGGAUAUUGAAAAAAAAUUCGAUAAAAUUUCUGAUAAACAAAAAGGAAAAGAAAAAGCAGUAAAACAAUAUGAAUAUGAUGAUGUUGUACAUGGUCGUCGUGAAUAUCGUCCUGUGGCCAGAACUUAUUUCUAUAUGAAUGAAGCACAAUGUGAAAAAAAUAUGGAUAUUUUUCUACGCUGUAUCGAUGUUGUUGCCGGUGCUACAUAUGGUACUGGUUUUGCUGCAAUCAAAUUGACUGCACUUGGUCGGCCAGAAUUAUUGUUACAAUUAUCGGAGGUUAUAGCAAGAACAAGAAAAUAUUUUCAACAAAUCACUGGACAAAACUCUAUGGGUCUUGGCAAUAUAACACCGGAAGAAUUUCAAAAACAAUUGGAUCAACGUUUCAAUUUGAAUGUUGAUAAUACGGAGAUUGCCACCUUUUUGAAACGAAUGGAUUAUGAUCAACGUGGCCUGAUGAAUCUUUCAUGGAAUGGCCUGAUCGAUAUGGAUACAUUGAUUAAUGAUCUAUUCAAAGUGCCAAAUCUUCGUACUGGCCGUUUGGAAAUGAUUAUAAAUGCAUUGAAUCAAGAAGAAGAAGAAAUGUUUCGUAAUAUGAUGCGUCGUACACAUACUAUUGCACGUGCUGCAACCGAAAAUGAUGUACGUGUUUUAAUCGAUGCUGAACAAACUUAUUUUCAACCUGCCAUCAAUCGUAUUUCAUUGGAAUUGAUGCGUAAAUAUAAUAAAGAAAAGCCGAUCAUUUUCAAUACUUAUCAAUGUUAUCUCAAGAAUGCAUAUGAAACAUGUGAAUUGGAUGCAGAAUUAUCACGGCGGCAAGGAUUUUAUUUUGGCGCAAAAUUAGUACGUGGUGCAUAUCUAGAACAGGAACGUUUACGUGCCAAACAAUUAGGCUAUGAUGAUCCAAUUAAUCCAACAUUUGAAGCAACAACGGCAAUGUGAAAAAAUUUAGAUUUUUUUAUGAAUAAAAUUAUCGAUACUGGUAUUGAUAAGAAAAAAUUUGCCAUAAUGGUUGCAUCGCAUAAUGAAGAUACAGUGAGAUAUACAUUGAAAAAAAUGCAAGAAUUGAAUAUAAAGCCUGAACAUAAAUUAAUUUGUUUUGGCCAAUUAUAUGGUAUGAGUGAUCAUUUAAGCUUUAUUCUUGGUCAAUCUGGAUAUUCCGUAUAUAAAUAUGUACCAUAUGGGCCAAUAGAUAAAGUGAUGCCAUAUUUAUCACGUCGUGCGUUAGAAAAUCAUGGUAUAUUGAAAAAAGCUAAACAUGAACGAAAAUUAUUGAUGAAAGAAUUAUUUCGUCGUAUUUGGCGUGGAAAAUUAUUUCAUAAACCGAUUGGAAAUUAUCAGCCUAUUUAAGGAGAGGAAAAAAAUAUUUUUUUUUGAUUUUCGAUUCAAAUCAAUUGAUUGAUUUGUGAUUCAACA
Messenger RNA from Dermatophagoides farinae (American house dust mite), 1895 nucleotides. RefSeq names its product proline dehydrogenase slgA (gene slgA). The record is from RefSeq and is a predicted model, not a curated record. NCBI's taxonomy places the organism in Eukaryota, Metazoa, Arthropoda, Arachnida, Sarcoptiformes, Pyroglyphidae. Gene Ontology annotation, molecular function: proline dehydrogenase activity; FAD binding. Gene Ontology annotation, cellular component: mitochondrion.